Pocillopora damicornis (cauliflower coral) is the source of this 5369-nucleotide messenger RNA. RefSeq lists its product as uncharacterized. Gene Ontology annotation, biological process: G protein-coupled receptor signaling pathway. The record is from RefSeq and is a predicted model, not a curated record. Lineage: Eukaryota; Metazoa; Cnidaria; Anthozoa; Scleractinia; Pocilloporidae. Gene Ontology annotation, molecular function: G protein-coupled receptor activity. Gene Ontology annotation, cellular component: plasma membrane.
CGGCUAAAACCUUCGAUGGUUCGAACAAUCGUGAUGAGUCUCUAGACCCGUUCAGCCACACGUUAACGAAUAAUUGAUCAAUAUUCGUGCUAUCUGUGAGAAAAAAACAGAAAUUAAUCAAUUUUUUUAAUAUGUUCAUUUUAAGCUAUAUCGUUACAAUGAACGCAAAAUCGGCCCAAAUUUCGUUAGUUAGUUGCUCCACACUGAAACACCUUCAAUUUGUAAUGAAAUUAAUGUGUACGAACAACCCAAUUUUCGCUUAAAGAAGAGAGAGGAAACAGUCGAAAGCCAGAAUCAAAUGAAGUCGAUAUGGGUGACUAAUUCAUAUUGCAGCCUGAGCUUUUCCUGGUUUUUGAAACAUGUAGUGACUAGCAGUCUUUGUUAAAACUGAUGUAUGGGACUAGAAAGUCCUUCAGGAAACAAAGUAUACACCGUGUUGUGGAGUCAGGUGUUAAGUUUCUUGCUGAAUGUAAGGGACUGCACAGUUUUUUACUGCAAGGUGGGGCGAUUGGGUUGCUGAAAUUUAAUUUCCCUCUACAUAAUUUCCAGUGGCCCUGUUGUUGUCACUGCAUAAGAUAAUGUGCCAUUCCCCCGCCCCCCUCCCUCCAAGAGCAACUUGUCGUUGGUCCCUUUAGUGCUGCUUUCUCUGUAGAAAGGAAAAUAGAGAACACCAAAAAACCCUACAUCUCAGAAAUGUUUGGAGAAUUUUAUACAGCACCUCAUUUUCAGGUUCACAAAACGGUAUGACCCCAUCUCCAUUUGCGCUUACCCAACCCCUCCCCCCGACCGUUCCUUAGUAACAAAACACACUAAAUCCGGUUGGAAUUAAAAGAAAAGAAGAUAGAAAAACAGAAGAGCAUAGGGGUGAACAGCACCGCUGCAAGGGAUGCAAGGAAUAGCACCGGACAGAGAAAUGGCCGAAAAAAAAUCGAGUAAAGGGGAAAACAGUUUGAAAAUAACAACAGAGAUGGAAUAUACACUUACUGCCUUUCCCUUGCUCGGGUGCUCUACGUCACGAAAGCCGUCGGUUUCCAUACUGCGUAACUCAAAUGCCACAAUUGUUCAAUAAACGUCACGAGUUUUCUUUAAAAUUUUGCGAAAAAAAAUGAUAAUUCCAAAUACGUUGAAUCCGGUAUAGUUUACUGAUUUUCAUUUUAUUUUACGCACACACUUGAUAUUGCACGUAGUAGUUCUGAAAUCAGAAACUACUUGAAAGCUUCUACUGUACAAUAUUGUGCCGAAUGACAAACAGUUUCCGCUCGUGAAAUUACUUAGAUAUUGCUUUCAGUAAACGAUUGACUCCGACUCGAAUAACUUAUGAGAUCUUUAAGCCUAAAAGUAAGUAUGAGUGCGUGCGUCAAAAAAGCAUAUCCCUCGCUAAUGCAAAUUUAUAGAUGUCUAGGACUUCUUUCACGUCUUUUUCUCCUUCUUUUCAAUCAGUUAGGAGUUGUUUUCAGCCUUGUUCUCAGUGCAAAUACCUUGUUUCAUGUCGCAAACAGUGCCCGAUGAACACGACAAACAUUAAAAGAAGUCGACAUCGCUUUCAUUUUAAACACGUCUAUUUGCAAAAAACUGACGUUUAACCCGCUGACAUGUAUGAAAGUAGGUAAAUUUCCCCUGGCCUUUAACACUGUUUUUAAUCAAGUUAGGCAUGCAAUUUACGAAUUCUUGUUUGUUCUGUAAUACAGUGGACAGUAAUUUUGCAUAGAAAUUAUUUACAAACGUAGAAUGGCAAUUUAACCUAAGUACAUCAGAAACGAAAAUAGCAGAGAACCUUUCGAAAGUAAAAUGAAUGACUCGAAAAAACCAUCUCAUCGACAACUAAAUAGAAACCUGAAAAAUUUACAGUGUGGCUGGUGUUAAUAUAGCAAAUCGAUUGUUAAUUGUUAACGCUCAGAGAAAAUUAUAGUUUCUCCAUCGGCAUAAUUUUAUUGUUUCGUAGGAUUUUCGAGAUAAAGGAGUAAGGCUGUUCAAAAUUUCGACUUAAGUGAGAACAUCAUCACAAAAUCUGUCAAUGCUCUGAUUUGCUGAAGCCAGAUUACUUUCCUUCAGAAAAAACAAAGUUUUCACCUGAAUGAGAAACAAGAUAUCAGGGAACCUUUGAAAUUUGCGAUCUUGAUGGCACCUGUCAUAAGUUGUACUCUUCAGUAUUUUGAUAAAGAGCGUUGCCACCGCCUUCGUUGACAGAAAAAAUUUAAUUCAUUACCAUUCAAAACUCUGUGUUUUCUUUUCAAACAUGAAUAGUGAAGUGCCAAUGGAACUUUGUUCACCAGCCUUUUAAAAAUUGGUGUUUAUCAUUUUAUUUCGUUGCAAGACUUGAGUGGUCGUAAACCUAAACAUCCAGCUGAACCAAGACUUUUUCUUUCUUGAGGAGUGGGGGAGGGAGUGAUUUGUAAUCGCCUGCUAAGUAAACUUUACGUGUAUGUCGCAUUGUUCAUUGAACUUCCUCAGCAGACAUUUUUUUAUUCAAGGCUUAAUCACGGAGGAAAAGGACUGAUUUCUAUUCAAACUACAUCUCAAUCACCUCAUCGACAUCUCAGGCCGAUAGAGAAGCAUCUUGAUUUUCCAAUCCCUCUAACGUGAAAGUUACUUCUGUGAAAGGACGAGCUGUAUUUAAUAAAAUUGACCGAACUCACGGAAGACCUACGUCAUAGCUUCCAGUAGAAGACUUAAGUCACCCUCUAUACACGUACAUAUUGUUUUCAUUCCCAACGUCAGAGCACCUGCCAUCGCACUUUGAUCGACGAUAUUUAGUGAAGCGAAAUUUGUCAGUUUUAUUUGUUGAGGGAAUAUAUUUCCCUCGCCGGCGCCAUUAAAGUUCAUUGCGCCUCGGGGAUCAGACAGUGGAAACAAUUAUUCAGCUCUGUUGUUGAUAUAAAACCCUGCAGGCCAUUUAAUAAGUAUUGGCUGACAUUGAAUGACUCACUGGCAGGUGAACUAAACAUGUUGGCGGAAAAUAUAUUUUGAUUGUCCUGGUCCUCUAAGAUGAACAAGGUUGUUUUUCGACGGUGAUUGGAUCUUAAGCUAUGACCAAGGAUUUUUAGUUAAUUUCAUCAUCUUCAGGGUCAAUCUAGACUGAACUGCUGAGCAGUCAUGAAUGGUUCGCUUACGAACGUGUUUGAAAACGUAAGUGGAAAUAUUUCAUUCAUUUCCCCAGAAGUACGCCUGUACAGACAAGUAGAACUCGCUCUUGCCGUCAUAUUGUGCAUCUUGUCGCCUAUAACAGUUAUAUCCAACGCCCUUCUUCUCACAGCGAUCUACAAAGAUCCUCUGCGGUGUUUUCGCACACCGAUGACAUUUUUCAUCGUGGGUCUCGCCAUAUCCGACCUGCUCGUGGGAUUGACCGUCGAGCCAUUUUUUGCAAUUUUUUACGUAGUUGGUUUUUCCAACUUCAACGCAAGGCCUGGUGCAGUUUAUGAGCUAAUUCAAAGGAUUGGCGGAAUCAUUUCUACUAUAGCAAUCAGUGUGUCAUUUUUCGUGGUUCUCGCCCUGUCUGUUUGUCAAUAUGUAGCGGUCACAUACCCACACAAAUUCAAGGCCUUAGUGUCCAAAAAGCGAGUUCUCUGCUCUCUUGCUGUGAGCAGUGUUUACAUCACGGGCUUUUGCAUGCUGCAGUUUACGGGAAUAGAGCUGAACACAUUUUUAUUAAUAGACCUUGUCAUGCACCCUACUUUGUUUUCUAUUGUCUUAAUCGUUGUUCAGGUACUACUCUAUACAUCCUUUAACCGCCAUCUCAAACGAAAAUACACUCUCCGCAGAGCGGCCUCUGUGAACCAGUCUCUCAGAAGAGCAAAUUCUUACAAGAAAAGACACAACGAACGCCAGUUUACCAUCAUGACAUUUUAUCUUACAGCCAUCUUGUUAGUUUCGGCUUCGCUGCACAAUAUUGCUCUCUACAUUUAUCUUUUUAAGAAACCAAAAAACUUGGUUGAAAAAGUCAAUAUCCAUAUUUGUCUACGAGUCAGUGAUCUAGCGCUUUUCAUCAAAGUCGCCCUGGACAUUUUUAUUUAUGCAUGGAGGCUUCCCUCGUACAGAAGAGCUCUUAAGUGUACUUUAUUUGGACGUCAGCGAGUGACGCGUGGCUCGUCUACGACUCUUCGUAAAACAAGCGAUGCUCCGACUGUGAUGGAAAAUGGCCAGAAGGAGACUGGGACAGAAAAUUCAACAAUGCUGCAGCCGCUGGUAGCUUGUACAUAAUUUUCCAAUUCAAGGAUGAAAGAACUGUGCUAACAAUUUGCAUUUCUGAUUGAGCCCUUAAGGCAUUGUGUUUACUGAGAUAAAUAUUCCUUUCAGACAAGUCUUAACAAGGAAACUGAGCUAUUGUGAAUAUUUGUGAAUUUUCAGAUUGUUCCUGUGGCUAAGUUUGAAAACCAGUUGUUAGGGGAACGCCCACAAAGGUUUGCUUAUAGCUAUAUUAAAAAAAAAAAAAACGAUUUUAAAAGCGAAAGGCACUUUUUUGUUGUUUCUUCGGAGAGGACCCGUCACCCAGAUCUCUAUUUGCGUUCUUCUCUGCUGAGAGAAAUAUUACCAAAUUUUUAUUCUUAAAAGAAUACUUAUAUUAAUUUUCUAAGACUGGUUUCCUUCACACACGAGGAUUAUAUUUUAUCAUCACCCACGAGAGUUUUCUUGUCUGAAUGACAUCCCAUGUAUCGAGUACAAUCGCCCGCUUCAUUAAAUGGAAGGAAGUGUAGAUAUAGCAGUUUACAUGGAAAAAGUAAUCAAGAAAUAAGAUGCAAUAACCACAGUUGUCCAACUUUAUCUCUCGACAAACAAUUUAAAUUUUCCGUUGAAAAAAGUACUCAUCAUUUUCUUCUACCUGGAUAUACAGUAGAAAAUCAUUUCUUUGUCUACAAAUUUAUACAAACGAAAGCUCAUUUCCAUAAAAAGAGAAGGCAGCGCAAGUCGCGCAUAAUAAAGACUACUGAAUCCAGUAGAAGUAAUUUUUUCGUUAUCCCUAGGAGUUUUCUACACAGCCGGAAAGUAACAAGGAUAAAAUAUUGUCAAAAGAUACUAGACACAUCUUUUUGCACGUUAAGCAUUCUUGUAGACAGGGAAAAUGUGUUUAAAACUCGGUUUUAAGUUUUAGAGAGCUUCAUAGAUCAAUUUGAUUGACAAUUCUUAAUUAUUGAUUUUGAUGCACUUAGACGAGCUACAUUAAAAUUGUUUUUCGUUUACAGAGGGACACCAUUUGCCUAAAUAUCAACUGAUUUAGCCUGCAUUGAACUGAGAUUCGCUCACAAUCUUAAAAUCAAUACAGAAAUACAUUUAGGAGCCAGUAGAUUGGGUGGAUCUUCGGUGCUUAUGUUUACCGAUAUUAUUUGCGUCAUGGAAAUCUUUUGCUUCAGUCAAUAAAUUGUAAGUGCAAUGAG